CACCUCUAUUUGGAUCAGACCCAAGAAUAGUGCAAAGGCCCUUGGAAGAUUCCCCCAUAAAUGAUCACAAUGCCCUUCCGCAUAUUUUCCAAAAGGAAAACCCACUACCCUCCGUCCCCCUAAAAAUGACCAUGAUACCCUUCCAUGAACCACUACCCCAUAACCUCAAAGGUAUCAUGAUAAUACCAUUAACAAAUCCCCAACCAGGACGAACCCAACCCCCAAUUCACCAAUAAAUGACAAAAAUACCCUUCCAAAGAACUCCAUCCACAAAUGACCAAAAUACCCUUCCAAAGAUCCUCCAUUCCAACCCCAUUAAGAAAAACCUACUCCCAUAUCCUACAAGAAUGUGCCAUCCGACGGUCGGAAGCUGGCCGAGAGGCCCAUGCCCACAUGAUCACAUCAGGCUUCAAACCUUCUAUCUUUGUCUUCAACUGCCUCAUCAACAUGUACCUGAAAUCCUCAAACACCCACGAUGCUCUCAAUGUGUUCAAACAAAUGCCACAUAAAGAUCUAGUCUCUUACAAUUCCAUGAUCUAUCAAUACUCUUUCACUAAUUCUAUGCCCUCUGCUCUCUCUCUCUUCAAUUCCAUGCCCAUCAAAGAUGCAAUCUCGUGGAACUCAUUAAUGGCAGGCUAUUCACAAAAUGGUGAUCACUUCAAGCCUCUCUUUCUCUUUAAACAGAUGCUAGAAACGGAUGUUGGACCCGAUCACACAUCUUUUGCCAUAGUAUUGAAGGCCUGUGCAACUCUGGAGGGAUUUGAGCAGGGAAUUCAGGUUCAUGGCUGUGCCAUACAAAUGGGUUUCAACAGGGAUGUGGUUACUGGUAGUGCAUUGAUAGGUAUGUAUGCGAAGUGUGGAAAAUUGGUUUUUGCAAGGAGGCUUUUCGAGGAAUUGCCAGAAAGGAAUUGGGUGUCUUGGAGUGCUAUGAUUGCAGGUUAUGUUCUCAACGAGCAAGGGCUUAAUGGGCUGGAAUUGUUCUUAGAGAUGCAAAGGGAAGAAAUUGGGGUUAGCCAAUCCGUUUAUGCUAGUGUUUUCCGAUCGAUUGCAGGUUUAUUGAUGCUAAAUUUAGGCUUCCAGUUUCAUGGUCAUGCCAUAAAAACCGGAUUCUUUCAAGAUACUAUUGUGGGUACUUCUAUUUUGGAUAUGUAUGCCAAGUGCGAGAGGUUGGACAUUGCUAAACUAGUGUUCGAAUUGCUACCCCAAAAGAAUUUGCAGUCAUGGAAUGCUUUGAUUGUGGGCUUUGCACGAAGCAAACAAGGAUUUGAGGCUCUAAAAUUCUUUAGAUUAUUGAAGAGAGAUGGGUUCAAGGCUGAUGCGAUCACUUUAUCUGGUGUUCUUAGUGCUUGUGCAACUUUAGAGGCCCUUUCUCAGGGUUCACAGAUUCAUACUCUCUCUCUAAAAACUAGUUAUGGAUCCGAUAUAUGCGUUUCCAAUGCACUCUUGGACAUGUACGCAAAAUGCAAGAGCUUAGAAGAGGCCUGCAAGGUCUUUGGCGAAAUGGUUUACAGGGAUUCUGUCUCAUGGAAUGCUAUAAUCACAGGUUACGAACAGAAUGGAGAUGAUAUGGAGACUCUCUCACACUACAACCUGAUGCUUUCUUAUGCCAUGAAGCCUGAUGAAUUCACUUAUGGAAGUGUUCUUAAGGCCUGCUCUGGGCUUCAAACACUGAAACUGGGAAUGGAAAUUCACACCAGGGUGAUCAAAUCUGGUUUAGAGCUAGACCCAUUUGUGGGGAGUGCUCUAGUCGAUAUGUACUGUAAAUGUGGGUCUUUAGAAGAUGCUGAGAACCUUCAUGGAAGAAUAGAGAAGCAAAUUGUGUCAUGGAACGCUAUGAUUUCAGGCUUUUCUCAGCAAAAACAGAGUGAGGAGUCUCAGAAACUCUUCUCAGAAAUGCUGGACCUUGGUUUAAAACCUGAUAACUUUACUUAUGCUACAGUACUUGAUACAUGUGCAAAUCUUGCCACAGUGGGGUUAGGCAAACAAAUCCAUGCUCAGAUCAUCAAAGAAGACCUGCACAAGGAUGUGUACAUAGGAAGCACACUUAUAGACAUGUAUUGUAAGUGUGGGGAUAUGGAUGACUCAUUGAAAAUGUUUGAGAAGAUGGAAAAGAGAGAUUUCAUAUCAUGGAAUGCCGUGAUCACAGGCUAUGCUCAUCAUGGUAGAGGGAAAGAGGCCUUGGAGAUAUUUGAAAGAAUGAAGAGGGAAAAUGUGAAACCAAACCACGCUACAUUUGUAUCGGUGCUCAGGGCUUGUGGCUAUGUUGGCCUCACUGAAGGAGGCCUGGGUUACUUUGAUUCGAUGGUUCGAGACCAUGGGUUGAGCCCACAACUAGAGCAUUAUGCUUGCUUGGUAGAUAUAGUUGGUCGAUCAGGGAAAAUUGAGGCGGCUGAGAGGCUCAUUGAUACCAUGCCUUUUGAACCAGACAUAGUGAUAUGGCGCACAUUGCUUAGUGUUUGUUUGAUCUAUAAAAACAUUAGGGUAGCUGAAAGGGCAGCUACUUGUAUCCUAGAGCUAGACCCAAAAGACUCAGGAGCAUAUGUGCUGAUGUCUAACAUAUAUGCAGCAGAUGGGAGGUGGCAGGAGGUCUCGAGAAUGAGGAAGCUGAUGAGAGAGAGUGGUUUGAAGAAAGAACCAGGUUGUAGCUGGAUUGAGGUGAGAGAUGAGGUCCAUGCAUUUAUUGUGGGGGAUAAAUCUCACCCGAGAUGUGAUGAGAUUUAUGACGUAUUAGAUGAGCUCAUUAGAGAGAUGAAGCUUGAUGGUUAUGUGCCUGAUUCUGAUCUUGAUGUGGACUCCAUUGAUGGUUGAGGUGUCCCUAAGGGGUAUCUUAAAUGGGGCUGUGACACCAUACAGAAAUUAAUGAAUUGGAAUUUUCAGCAUGUGGAUUUCUUGAAGUUUAUCCUAAUUAUCAGCAGGUUUGUAUCCUUUCAUUCUUUUCUUGAUACAACACCCAAUUGUAAACUCGAAUCCAAGGUUUGUAGCAGAUCAAAGUUGUCA
Amborella trichopoda is the source of this 2997-nucleotide messenger RNA. The record is from RefSeq and is a predicted model, not a curated record. Lineage: Eukaryota; Viridiplantae; Streptophyta; Magnoliopsida; Amborellales; Amborellaceae.